Molecule: messenger RNA, 7538 nt
Organism: Sebastes umbrosus (honeycomb rockfish)
Lineage: Eukaryota; Metazoa; Chordata; Actinopteri; Perciformes; Sebastidae
Gene: sgip1a
Product: SH3GL interacting endocytic adaptor 1a
Exons: 26
Coding region: 366-3143 (925 amino acids)
Biological process (GO): clathrin coat assembly; synaptic vesicle endocytosis; clathrin-dependent endocytosis
Cellular component (GO): clathrin-coated pit; cytoplasm; clathrin-coated vesicle
Source: RefSeq, a predicted model, not a curated record
AACAGCUACGUCACUUCCGGCGUCCAUCGUCAUUGGCUCAAACAAAAUCAGUCACAGGUUUGGAAAAAGUUUUAAUUAAAAUUGUCUUAAUUGUGCAGAAGACGGAAUAUGUUUGGCUUCACCCGAACAGAGGACACUCUGAAGAAUCAACACGUUGUCAAAUAGCGAUCACAAAUGGACUUUGCUGUGUAACAGUAGCUGGCUAAAAAGACCUAAAGGAAAAAGGCAGAACAUCUUCUGACAUCAGAAUUUAACUUUCCACACUGAGCGAAUCAUCUUCGUCCUCCGUUCGUCUUCUCACUUCUCAUUCCUCUGUCUGCCUUGCUGGGGCGAGAACGAGGGAGUCCAUGGAGAGAGAGCUUUAAAUGGCUGAGGAGUUGUGUACCGGCUGGUUUCGCAUCGUCGCAGGUACAGUAGGCUCCUUGGAGAUAGAGGAAUGCAAAUCUGCAACCAUGAUGGAAGGAUUGAAAAAGCGUACCAGGAAGGCCUUUGGGAUACGGAAGAAAGAAAAGGACAAUGACUCCACGGGGUCCCCAGACAGAGACGGCGGUUCUCAGAAGAAGACCAACGGAGCCCCUAAUGGCUUCUACGGAGACAUCGACUGGGACAGAUAUAACUCUCCUGAGGUGGAUGAUGAGGGCUACAGCUGCAGACCUGAUGAGGAGUCAGAAGAGGGAGCACCGCCUACCAUCAAAAAGCCCCACUUCUUUUCCUCUGACGAGUCGGAAGGAGAGGAGGACCACAGGAAAAAAUUCAAAAUCAAGAUUAAGCCGCUGCCGGCCGAUCGCGUAGCGUCGGUGCCCUCGGUCGACGAGCUCAAAGCCUCCAUAGGGAACAUAGCUCUGUCCCCGUCUCCUAUGAGACGUAGUCCGGGUUUGAAAAGGAACCCAUCCAGUGAGGAGAUUGCCAGACCGAGACGUGUCGUCCCUACUUUACCCACUGUGGCCCCCACACCAGCUCCAGCACCACAACCCCCCAGCAGUCAACAAACACCCUUCUCUGAAGACACCACAGCCUUAUUUGGGCCUCCUUUGGAUACAGCCUUUGGAGAACCGAAAACUGAAGUGGGUCUGUCUGAGUCCGAUGUGUGGGGAACUCCCCUGUCAGAGCCUGAAUCUGAAUCCUCUUUGACAAGAUCCUUCCCCACAGGAACUCCACCUCCACUUCCACCCAAGAAUGUCCCAACCUCUCCCCCGUCUACUCCAGAUGACACUGUGUCAACAGAAGCAGACGGUUCCACCAGGAAGCCCUCAAUAGCCGACUUGGACAACAUUUUUGGACCAGAACAGUCUCCCUCUGCUGGCGAGGAAGCAGGUGACUCGUGGGUCUGCUUCAGUGCAGAAUCUUCUGAGCGGCCGCCUCUGCCAGUGGAACCAGCGCCUCCUCUACCAGGCUCCCCGCCUCCACCUGAAUCUCCUGCCCCACCCUUGCCUACAUCACCUCCUCCUCCAGAAGACCCUGCUCCACCUCUCCCUACAUCCCCUCCCCCAAAAGAAGAACCCUUGCCCCCUCUCCCAACCUCCCCUACUUCCUCAGAGGAGCUCCCUGCAUCUCCUACACCUGAGGACCGAAAUUCUAUCACGCUCGCCACCUCUCCACCACCACAGGAGCUUGCAUCUCCUCCCACUUCCUCUCCCCCUCCUCUCGACUCACCCGCCAGCCCCCCACCAGCCCCUGCUCCCAAAGCAAGCACCCCUCCAGUGGUGACUCCUCCUGCUGAGGGACCUGCAACAUGCUCCGUCCCACCGCCUCCUGUCCCGUCUCAAGAAGAGCAGUCCAAGAACACAGACGUCACCCAACCCAAAGACGACGGAGGUGAAACCGUCACCUCGCCCACCGAUGCUAGCCAGGGGAGUCGGACUACGCCUCCCCCACCUCCUCCACCUACAUAUCGAGCGGUGGUGUCGUCACCGGGUCCCACAUCUGGAGCUGGUGGCACGAAUAGCGGUUCCUCGUCUCCAGUGCGACCUGCCACUCCUUCGUCAGUCAGCCCCACUCCACCACCACCUCCACCUCGCCCCCCUUCACGGCCCAAACUUCCUCCAGGGAAACCCACUGUAGGAGAUGCAAAUCGUCCGUUCAGCCCACCGAUCCACUCUGCCAGCCCCCCUCCCAUCGCCCCGUUGGCGCGGGCCGAGAGCACCUCCUCCAUCUCCUCCACCAACUCGCUGAGUGCCGCCACCACCCCCACCGUCGGUAAAGAGCUCUCCGUGUCCGUGACAGAGAAUGACCAGCCAUCCCUUGUAUGGUUUGACAGAGGGAAGUUUUAUUUAACCUUUGAAGGCUGCUCCAGAGGGCCCAGUCCUCUCACCAUGGGCGCUCAGGACACGCUUCCUGUGGCCGCUGCAUUCACAGAGACGGUCAACGCCUUCUUUAAAGGAGCUGACCCCAGCAAGUGUGUUGUGAAGAUCAUAGGUGAGAUGGUUUUGUCGUUUCCGGCGGGAAUCACGCGGCACUUUGCCAAUAACCCGUCCCCCGCCGUGCUAACCUUCAGCAUAACCAACUACAGCCGACUGGAGCAUGUGCUGCCUAACCCCCAGCUCCUCUGCUGCGACACCACCACACAAGCCAAGGCCGAUGCCAAGGACUUCUGGGUGAACAUGCCAAACCUGAUAUCCCAUUUAAAGAAGGUGGCAGAGCAGAAGCCACAGGCGACGUACUAUAACGUGGACAUGCUCAAGUAUCAGGUAUCGACGGAGGGGCUCCAGUCGAUUCCUCUGAAUCUAGCAGUGAGCUGGAGAUGUGAGCCCACCAGCACUGACCUGAGGAUAGACUACAAAUACAACGGGGAGGCCAUGACGACGCCGAUGGCCCUCAACAACGUCCAGUUCCUCGUCCCUGUUGACGGAGGGGUUUCAAAACUACAGGCUGUCUUACCUCCUGCUGCAUGGAAUGCGGAGCAUCAAAGAAUCCUUUGGAAGAUUCCUGAUAUCUCACAGAAAUCUGAAAACGGAGGUGUGGGAUCGUUGUUAGCACGCUUUCAGCUAACAGAAGGCCCCAGUAAACCGGCUCCACUAGCGUUGCAGUUCACCAGUGAAGGCAGCACCCUGUCGGGCUGUGACAUUGAGCUGGCUGGGCCAGGAUACCGCUUCUCUCUCAUCAAGAAGAGGUUUGCCGCAGGAAAAUACCUGGCCGACAACUAACCCUUGCUACUGAGAACAGCACUGUUGAACAGAACAAUCGCAGUGGACUGAGGUUGACACAGAGGACGGAGGACAAACCGACACCAGACGACAGACUUUCCGUUAACAUUUUCUGAACCCACACGACAGGUCCGCAGCCUACCCAGCAGUAUUGUAUAACUUGCAUAUAGCAUCGUGGAAACUGUUUUAGGUCAUGUAAUUAUCGUAUUUGUAUUCAUUUCAUAACAUCUGUAUUGCUGCAGUUAGACACCUGGGUUCUUCCUCCCUCUGAAGUCUGUGUCUCCAUCCUCCUCUGGUCAAUGUGUGGUGGUGUUGUUUUAAACGUUUCACUGCAGCUGCCUGACAGAAGACGUGGACAGAAAAAAGAUUUUCGGCCAGAUGUUUAACUCUGGAUGACCAGCUGUUUGUUGUCGAAAGUCCAGGAAGAUUUGGCUGUAAAAAUACCCUUAAAUAAGAUCUUUGCAGUCAGACACACACCUCAGCCUCUGACACAAAGUCUAAAAGACUAGUUUAAGUUGAAGCAGGGCCCAGGACAAGUUAUAUACCUUCAUUAUCAGAUAGGAAAAUCAGCUCUUUAAAUAAUCCUUCUGUCAGAGUCUGAAGCGUGAGACAGCUGUCCUCACUGUCUUGCACCAACGGCGGCCAUUCGCGUGUCUUUUGCCUGCAAGUAAAAGCAUUCACUGAUGCAUUUUGACACAUGUUGUCACACGAGGAGAUACGUAAAUGAAAAAUUUCUUUUUGGUGCUUGAAACACAGAAUCAAGUAACGACAACUAGAUUUUCAUGCAUCACCUACUGGUACUACAGGGUCACAUGACUUUGGAUCACAUCUUUUUUAAUAUAAAUGCACUGAUCAGUCAAUCAAACUGUUGAUUUUAAUUUCUCUGGAGACGUGGAGAGGUUUUUAGCUAGUUAGGCAGCUGCAAUGAUAAAUCACUUUACUGGUUGCAAAAAAGAAGAAACAUCUGUUUUCCCGUCAGAACAAAAGAAGUGUACAAAGUGUCAUUUUAAAUCAAUAAUAUAUAUCUUAAAGGGCGUUUGGUGUUUUCCUCGUAUUGUCAGAUAGCCUUUCUGUUGUUCCCGGGACAGCAGCGAUAGACUUCAGAGUACAUGACAGCAUUCUAUUUUUAUUUAUUGACGACGAUGAUUUGUUGUAUAAAACAUGUGAUUCUGUAUAUGAAUAGAAUUUGAAUGGUAUCACACAACUCAGAACCCUUAAAGGUAUAAAUAUUUGAACUCUCUCUCUCUUUUUGUUAUCUGUGUAGUUGGGUAACCUGUGUACAGUAUAAGGUAUAAUUUUUGAAUUUAUUUCAGAUAUAAUUUUUUAACUCGAGUGCAACAGAAGAUUUGAGCUAUAUAUGGGUGAGGGGGGUAAUUUAAAGAAAAAGAUAAAUAUCUUCCUGGAUGCUGUGUUAUGCUUUGUGAAAGCAGUGUUAAUGUAGAGUUAGUUAUACCAUGGGCAAGGUCCACACUUUAAAGAGUCAGUCUGACUUUUUGGGAAGUUUUCUUUUUUCGAGAGUUCGAGAUGAACAAUGCCACUCUGGACUUUUAGCUUAGCAUAAACACUGGAAACAGCUAGCCUGGUUUUAUGGGGGAUAACAAGAUAUAACGUGAUUGAUUUUUGACUUUGGAGAUUGCUUAACUUUUCCUGUAGCGCCACCAUCAGGUGAAAUACUGUACAUAGCCCGUUUUCAUUCCCAGGGUGUCAAAUACCGAGGCUUUGUCAAGGCAUGUGAUAAGGCUGCACAAAGCACCCUUUAGCGCCAGUAUGAGACGCACCGGGCUUUCGGUUAACUACGAUGUAAACCCAUCUGCGUCAAUAUUAAACGCUCAGAGAAGGUGCGCCGGGAGUUUUGGUGAUGUAGUUUAAAGAGCAUAAAGACACAUGGAGGGUGGGAGGUGAGGUGAGGUGGAUGGGUCCAACAAACACAGGGCUUUCAUCCAGGAGACUGCUGUUUGUGUCCUGUGCGUUACGUGUCACUUUCACGUUACAAUCAUUUGAUCGUUCAUGUCAUGUGUUCACAACGUCUAGUCAUAUUUUCACUUUACAAUUCUCAAUAUUAAACGCUCAGAGAAAUUGCGCUGGGAGUGUGGUGAUGUAGUUUAAAAAGCAUAAAGGCACAUAGAGGGAGGGUGUGAGGUGAGGUGGGUGGGUCCAACAAACACAGGGCUUUCAACCAGGAGACUGCUGUUUGUGUCCUGUGCGUUACGUGUCACUUUCACGUUACAAUCAUUUGAUCGUUCAUGUCAUGUGUUCACAACGUCUAGUCAUAUUUUCACUUUACAAUUCUCAAUAUUAAACGCUCAGAGAAAUUGCGCUGGGAGUGUGGUGAUGUAGUUUAAAGAGUAUAAAGACACAUGGAGGGUGGGAGGUGAGGUGAGGUGGAUGGGUCCAACAAACACAGGGCUUUCAACCAGGAGACUGCUGUUUGUGUCCUGUGCGUUACGUGUCACUUUCACGUUACAAUCAUCUGAUCGUUCAUAUCGCGUGUUCACAACGUCUAGUCACAUUUUUACUUUACAAACGUAGUAGUUUUAAGCCCAACCAUGUCGUUUUUUUCCUAAACUUAACUUAGCGGUUUUGUUGCCUAAACUUAAAGUGUCGCCAAGGGGCGUGACAAAGCGCCGGUAUGUGACGAGUUGGGAUGGGAACGUGUUGGCACAUACCAAUAUUUUUGUUUAGGACUACCUCCAAAACUAAUGGUAUUUCCAUCAGCCUUUAAUUGUACUUUGUAUUUACAGCAGUGAUAGUUUGCAAAUGUCAGCAUGCUGACAUGCUAAACUAAGAUGGUGAACACCGUAAAUAUUAUACCUGCUAAACGUUGGCAUGUUAGCAUUGUAAUUGUGAGAAGAAGAGAGUUAGCAUUUAGCUCAAAGCACCGCUGUGCCUAAGUACAGCCUCACAAAGCUGACUGUAGUCUCUCAGAGCCAGGUUAACUGUUUCCCCCUGUGUCCAGUCUUUAUGCUAAGCUAAGCUAAGCUAUACUAACCGUCUUGUGGCUCCAGUUUAACAUUCUCAGCAGGAAAGCGAGUCAGCGUAUUUCCCAAAUUGUUCAACUUUUCCUUUUAAUAAGGUCAAGACAAUGACAACAGAAGCUUGUAUUAAUCCAACCUUCUCAGUACACAUCUACCUAUUCAGUUAUUCCUCAAUGUCGACCACAUGUCUGACCUGUUUUCUGACCUGUUUCCAUUCACCUCAGUGGUACCCCUGAUUAUAUCAUGAGCACACCCCUGACCAUCCAACCAGCGCUUGAAUCCAUGGCUUUAUUUUGCAUAAUCGUAAUGGUCUCUGUGAGAUGACAUGAGUUGAAUGAGGAUGUGGAGCGAGGUUAAGUUGACCAAAAUGCUUUUUUUUUUUUUUUUUUUGUAUUUUAUGUGCGUGUACCCCCGAACAGUCAGUCCUCUGUUAAGGAGAAUAAGCUGAAUAUUUUUAAAACGGAUAAAAAUGAAAAAAUAUUAUAUUGUUUAAUGUGUAAUAAACACUGUGCUGAUGAUGUUGAACUUCCUGAAUGCUCUGACAGUCAACACGAAGAACAAAAAGUGUGUGUGAAGUGUAGCCGAAGAUCUCCGUACUGUACUGUAUGUCGGCAUUCUGCUAAAUGCAACCAAUCAUGGUCCUUUCAGAGCCGUCGUAGAAGCAGAAUUUAGGACGAGGACUAUUGUCAACAUGUCAAUACUCCUAUUCAAUGAUAGAGUACUUUUGAUCAGUUAUUUGGCUAAUAAAAAGAUCAGAUUUGAACUAUAAUAAAGGUUUUUAUCAGUGCGAGGUGACAAUGAUUGGUGCCAUUUAGCUCCCACAUUAGUUUGGUAACAUUUUUCUCUCAGUCAUGUCAAGUCCUGAUGGAUCAACAUGGCUGACAGGAAGCUGUAACCAUCUGGGUGAACCUUGAAGCUAUCAGUGCAACAGUCACUACAGCAUUAUCUACAGAGGCCCACCACACACAUCCCCCAUCAUGCAUCUGUUAAAUUACCACUACAUGUCUUUCAGCUUGAAAGUCAUGUUGCAGUACUAAAACUCACUCUCAGUCUGUGAGAUAAUUCUUUGCAUUAUCAUAGUUAAAAAAAAAUGGAACAAUACUUUUACACAUCUUCAUCUCUGGUGAAUUUGUCCUGCAGUAAUUCAUUAUUGCAUGCAGAGCAUGCAGUAAAAGGUGGGGCGUCCAAGAUGAUAGAUAGUACUGAAAUGACGUGUUGUGCUGAGUGUCAGUUACCUGUAUUAAUGUUGAGAGGAGAGCAGGGAGUGUGUUUAUGUGUGCUAUAAGCCAGAAUGCUUUUUGGUUCUGUACCGUUAACCUCAAACACAUGUGCAAGCUGUUUGUACAGUACAUAACAACGCUAAGAUGAACUGAGAAACUUAGUUUGCUUCUUUCCAAAACCAAUAAAAGUUAUAACUGGA